AAGGAAACCAAGGUUGUUGAGGUGUGUGGAGAACACGGCAGGCUGAAGGUUGCGGCUGGUUGCAGGGCCCCGUGGAAGCAGAAGAGCCGUGCCAUUCCCCCCUUUUGUCCUCUCAUGCCCCCCCUCCCCCCGUGUGUUCCCCCUGUGUGUAAGUGACCCCACACCCCCACCCGCCCCCAACCUGGUCCCUCCCGUUGUGCCGUCACUCCAUCCGAAGCACCCCUCUCACCCCAUGCUUGGGACAAAGCCAGCUCACUGCCAGCCCAAUGACUGCCUGGAUCGUCCUGCCUGUCAGCCUGUCUGCCUUCUCCAUCACAGGAAUAUGGAUUGUAUACGCCAUGGCUGUGAUGAAUCACCACGUUUGUCCUGUGGAGAACUGGUCUUACAAUGUGACGUGCACAGAGGAGCUGCCCCGACCAGGCUUCCCCAAGACAUGCUGCACCAUCCAGGACAUCCCACUCAUCAGUAAAUGUGGCUCCUUCCCUCCUGAGAGCUGCCUGUUCAGCCUGAUUGGCAACGUUGGAGCUUUCAUGGUGGUGAUGGUGUGCCUUCUGCGCUACGCCCAGGUGAUCGAGCAUAGCCACAGAUGUUGGGUCAACACCAGCGCUCUGGUGUCUGGCUGCACCAACGCUGUGGGUCUGGUCAUGGUGGGCAACUUCCAGGUCGAUCAUGCCAAAUCUCUACACUAUGUGGGCGCGGGUGUGGCAUUUCCAGCCGGGCUGCUGUUUGUGUGUUUGCAGUGUGUGCUCACCUACCGUGUAGCUGUCACUGCCCUCGACUACUGGAUGGCUCAUUUCCGGGUGGCACUGGCACUGGGAGCCAUGGUCUCACUCGUCCUCAGCGGUAUCUUCUUCAUCCACGAGAGCUUCAUCCUGCAGCACGCCGCAGCCAUCUGCGAGUGGGUCUUCACAGUAGACAUCCUGGUCUUUUACGGAACCUUCACCUACGAGUUUGGCACCGUCACCAGCGAGACCAUGAUGGCAGGCCUGCAGCGGAGUCACCACGGCUCAGGCGUUAUCAUAGGCCCCAGGGCCCGGGGCUCGACACUAAGCGGGGCAACUAAGGGCCUCAAGUCCCCCGGGGGGAGCAGCACAUCCACACAUCUCAACUGUACCCCGGAGAGCAUCGCCAUGUUGUAGCUCUGCAUCACUGCCCGAGGGUGUGAAAUGUCCCUGCAGAGGUGCUUCAUGGUCUCACGCAGCGAGACGAGAUGACGGAGGCAGCGUGUGGACGAAGAGAGUAAGGUCUGAUAUCUUAAAGCAUUGAACCAACACCAGGUUGACCCCAACUAUAAAACUAUACCAUUGUUUUAUUUCUAUUACCAUUGGUGCAAGCCCCUGCACCUACAUGUACUGUAACAUUUUCUGUAGCGAUGUCUUGAGGAGGGCUGAAUGUGUGGAGCCAGUGUGAAUGCUGGAACCAUGAAUGUUUUUAAAAUGGCUGUUGAUUUUGGCAGUUUUUCAUUGGAAUAGGUUUUAGUUUGGUUUUCUUUAAAUAACUGUGUGUCAUGGUGGAAAAUGUAAAUUACUUAAACCCACAAGGUAUUUUCUCCCCCCCCACAGACACCCCUUCAAAUGCUUCUGCGUGGCCCACCUGUUCUGGCCUUUAGCUUAUCUCUGCACGGCACACUUUUUUGAAUGAGAGAAUAACAAUUUUGCGUUUGCGUAGUGAGUAGAAAACACUGAAUGUUUGAGAUGUGAAUAGUUAACAGUUAUGUAUGUUUUACAGGCUGUAAGCAUAUGGCCUUUUUAAAAAUCAAUCAAGCAGAAAUCAUCUGUCAAAUGAUUUGGCAAAAAAAAAUCAUUGCUUUCACCUGACAAUUUGAUUUAGUUGCAAAGAUGAUUUGAAAGCAAAUUUUGAUGGUAUUUUUAAAUCAUUUUACAUAAUAUAUGUAUGUGUAUCUUCAGCCAUUGUCAUUCCUGAGGUCAUGAUCCAUUUCACUGACAUAUGCAAAAAAAAAAACUGGUCUGCUCUGUUGUCUACAGCAGAGUAGGGCCACUUAAAGGGGAAGAAAAUCAGAGACUUUUAGAAUGUAAACGUAACAUUCGGAGAAUAUAGUCGUAAUUUAAUGAGAACAUUUUUUUAUUUUUUGGGGGAAAUAAACAGCGAGUUGUACUCUUUCUAGUUUGAGUUCCAAAAUCUUGGACCAAUCCCAUUGUUUCUUGAGAAACUGAAAAUCCUUUGAAUAUCACAUAGAUGUGACCAACGAUAGACCACUACCCAACAAUCCCUCCUCCACACAAGAGGCAACAAGUCAGUGUGGCUUUCUGCAGAAUAGACAUAUUUUGUACAAUCUUUUCAGUCCUGGUACUUGUGAUAAUGUAAUAUUAUAACUUUAUUCUUGUAAAAUUACAGCUUUUUUCUUGUGAUACCAAA
This is a messenger RNA of Paralichthys olivaceus (Japanese flounder), 2376 nucleotides long. RefSeq names its product transmembrane protein 150Aa (gene tmem150aa). Lineage: Eukaryota; Metazoa; Chordata; Actinopteri; Pleuronectiformes; Paralichthyidae. Gene Ontology annotation, biological process: protein localization to plasma membrane. Gene Ontology annotation, cellular component: plasma membrane. The record is from RefSeq and is a predicted model, not a curated record.